AUGGGCCCCUAUACCGCCUCCUCAUGCUGCUGCCAGGCCCCUAAUCUGCCAUGGGCCCCUAUACCGCCUCCUCAUGCUGCUGCCAGGCCCCUAAUCUGCCAUGGGCCCCUGUACCGCCUCCUCAUGCUGCUGCCAGGCCCCUAAUCUGCCAUGGGCCCCUAUACCGCCUCCUCAUGCUGCUGCCAGGUCCAGAGUUUCUCAUGGGUCCCUGUACGGCCUCCCAUUGCUGCUGUCUCCAUCGCCACACUCUGCCAUGUGCCACUUUCAGGUCUCCUCACACUGCUGGUGGGUUCCAUUUUGUCAUAGGGUUGCUGUAUGGCCCUCCCAUUGCUGCUGCCUCCACCGCCACACUGUGGCUCCAAACACUGGUUUUGGCCCCGUGACUGCCCAAAUGUGUGAAGUGUGCGGUGAUUCUAAGAUCGACGGCACUCAUCUGCAUGUCAUACUGACUGACAGUAUUAUUUCUCUUCCCCAGCAGACUCCAAGGGCAUUUAAAUUAAAGGUACAGUGUUCUGCACUAAUAUUA
Staurois parvus is the source of this 526-nucleotide messenger RNA. Lineage: Eukaryota; Metazoa; Chordata; Amphibia; Anura; Ranidae. The record is from the annotation of a GenBank genome assembly.